AUGUCAGACUCAUCAAAUACCCCGAGCAUAUCAGACAGAUCAAGUACGGCCGAUACAAUCAAUUCGCAAAACUUAUCGAAUACAUCAUUAGAGGAACUAGUCCCGCUGGCAGAUGAGCGGACAUUAAAAGUUGUCACUCGAGCGAACCAAUAUUUCGAGAACAAAAAUUAUAGGGCAGCAUUAGACGAGUAUACCAAGGCUCUUACUCUAUCUCAACCUAAUCUCAACCCUCUCGAAAGUUCGGAUUUUUCUGCAUUACUUUUUUCCAAACGUAGUGCAACUUACUACUGCUGUCAGUUGUAUAAGGAUGCGGAGAAGGAUGCUGCUCAAGUCAUAAGGAUAAGACCAGGAUGGGCUGAGGGUUAUUUUAGGCGAGCCGAAGCGUUGUUGGAUAUGGGUAAGUAUGAUGAGGCAAUGGAUGAUUACGAGAGAGCUCGAACGAAAGAUCCAAAGAAUCCUCGGAUUCCGUUGAAAAUAGCCAAAGUGAUGAUACUAAAAGAUAACAUAGGAAUGGGAAGAGAUAUAUGUGUUAACAGAAAUGCGUUAGUUACGCCAGUUCAAGCAAAAAUCUUUGACUGUGCGAUAGAAAUGAAGAAUAUAAUAUAUAUUGUGGCAGACACGGAGACUCGAAAAUGUGUCGUAAUUGACGCAUGCUGGGACGUCGAUGGCAUUGCGAGGUUUAUCAAUCAACAUUCUUUUACUCUGACCGGGGCUAUCCUCACUCACUAUCAUUUUGAUCAUGUGGGUGGGUACCCUCCGCCGCCAUAUGACUAUAUUCCUAUCAGAGUACCUGGGUUGUACACACUGCUCAAACGAUAUCCCGAGAUCAGGGCCUACGUUCAUCCUCAAGACCUUCCAUAUAUUCUUGAAGCUAAUCCCUCACUAUCCUCCUACGAGUCCAGGAUCGUUCAUACGCAUAGUCAUUAUAUUCUACAAUUGGGCGCAUCUACCUUAUUGAGAUUCAUGCAUACUCCAGGGCAUACGCCUGGCAGUCAGGUGAUAUUAGUUAAUCAGACAAGGUUGUUUACCGGCGAUACUUUAAUGGUCGGAAGUUUUGGAAGAAUAGAUUUGCCUGGUGGUGAUAUGAAUGAAAUGAACAAGACUCUCAAUGAGAGAUUAGCGAGAUUUGAAGAUGGAAUUGUUGUGUAUCCCGGACAUGACUACGACGGCGAUUGGACGACAAUAGGCAUGGAGAGGGCGAAGGGAAUAGUAGGAAAGAUUGUAUUAUAG
This is a messenger RNA of Paraglomus occultum, 1230 nucleotides long. NCBI's taxonomy places the organism in Eukaryota, Fungi, Glomeromycota, Glomeromycetes, Paraglomerales, Paraglomeraceae. The record is from the annotation of a GenBank genome assembly.